AAUUAAAUACGCAUCGUAACAUGGAGAACUGGGGUCCGGUGUUCGUGUCGGUGCUGCUGUACGUGCUCUUGACCCCUGGGUUGCUGUUCCAGGUCCCGGGACACCAGAGGUGCAUCGAGUUUGGGAACUUCCGGACGAGCGGGGCGUCGAUAUUGAUCCACUCCCUCCUCUACUUCGGCCUCAUCUGUGUCUUCUUGCUCGCGAUUAAGGUCCACUUGUACUUCGUGUUGAGGAUUGGUUUUGGCACCCUUCUUAUAAGUGAGAUCAGUUUAAUGGCGGACUGGGGCCCGGUUGUUAUAGCCGUCGUGCUGUUCGUGCUGCUGAGCCCGGGGCUGCUGUUCCAGCUACCGGGCAAGCACCGGAUCAUCCAGUUCGGGAGCAUGCAGACCAGUGGCAUCUCCAUAUUAGUCCACACCAUCAUCUUCUUCGGCCUCAUCACCAUCUUCCUUAUCGCCAUCGGCGUUCACAUCUACGCCGGAUGACUCUUCUUGUCCUACGCGCGUCCCGUAUAUUCAAUCAAUCACUACUAUGGAUAUAAAGUUGCAACUCCACUAUUGUUGUCACGUUUUUUAUUUGUCUCAUCGAUAAAUCAAUAUGCUCUGGUGCUUUCUCUAGGGACAGCUCUAGACCCUUUUAUUGGUUUGUUCUUAUGAUUGUUGCUUGUACUGGCACCCCAAUUAUUGUUGUAAUUUGGUCACGAGGGUUGACUAUUCAUGUCAUCUUGCUCCCAAUUAUUUUGAUAGUGAUGAUUAGCAGGUUGACGAUUUGAUUGCUCAUAA
This is a messenger RNA of Punica granatum (pomegranate), 779 nucleotides long. The record is from RefSeq and is a predicted model, not a curated record. Lineage: Eukaryota; Viridiplantae; Streptophyta; Magnoliopsida; Myrtales; Lythraceae.